Molecule: messenger RNA, 1108 nt
Organism: Brienomyrus brachyistius
Lineage: Eukaryota; Metazoa; Chordata; Actinopteri; Osteoglossiformes; Mormyridae
Exons: 5
Coding region: 86-1108 (340 amino acids)
Source: RefSeq, a predicted model, not a curated record
GGAAGCACACAUGUGCUAAUUAGAAAACGCAGCACUCAGGUGUGCUAUAAAAGGCAGCAGGUGAGUUCACCUGUAUUCAUCAAAAAUGGAAGGAGCUAGAAGAAGAGUGAGAAUGAGAGGGGGAGCUCAAAGAGGAGAAGAAGAAGGUAGAGGAAGAGGAGAAGGAGGAGAUAGAGGAAGAGGCCUAGGUAGAGGAAGAGGAGAAGAAGAAGGUAGAGGAAGAGGCCUAGGUAGAGGAAGAGGAGAAGGAGGAGAUAGAGGAAGAGGCCUAGGUAGAGGAAGAGGAGAAGAAGAAGGUAGAGGAAGAGGCCUAGGUAGAGGAAGAGGAGAAGGAGGAGAUAGAGGAAGAGGCCUAGGUAGAGGAAGAGGUAGAGAAGAACUUGAAGAGUUGACAGAACCUGAACAAAGAAGACGAGGACCAAAUUUGACUCAAGAAAUCCGUGCAACACUUAUUGACCAUGUUCUCAACCAUGGACUGACACUGAUGGAAGCUGGACAAAGAGUUCAACCAAAUCUCAGCAGAAAUACUGUUGCGUCAGUAAUUCGGACAUUUCAUCGAGAAAACAGGAUUGAGGGUCGAGGACACCAAGGUGGAAGGGGCCCUAUGUUCACCCGUGCACAAGAGGCCGCCAUAGUGAACAUGAUUGUGGCCAAUAAUUGUAUCAGGCUGCGAGAAAUCCAAGCCAAUAUCAUCAACGAUGACCGUAUUUUCAAUAACAUCCACCGAGUCUCUCUGUCAACAUUAGCUCGAAUCCUCAAGAAAAAGCAAGUACACAUGAAGCAACUAUAUCGGGUACCAUUUGACAGAAAUUCAGAGAGAGUGAAACAUCUGCGCUCUGAAUAUGUGGAGAGAGUCUUGCAAAUGGAUGCAGAACAAAUUCAGCAUGAAUUUAUAUAUGUGGAUGAGGCUGGAUUUAACCUUGCAAAAACACGAAGACGAGGGAGAAAUGUAAUUGGACACAGGGCAAUCACCAAUGUGCCAGGGCAGCGAGGGGGUAACAUCACCCUCUGCGCUGCUAUCACACAAAAUGCCAUGGAGCAGGCAUGUGAUCAAAUCGACGCAGCUUCUGUGCAGGGGUGGAUUCGUCACUCAAGGCGAUUCUUCUAA